AUGGACUUGCCUUCGGUCGGGGACGAAAAGAUGGCUCAAUCACCCGAAAGCACAAGCGGCACAAGCGCUCUGGUGCCCAACGACAGGUUCCGCCUUUUCCUACAGCGAAUGGAAAUCGCAGAAACCAAGUUCUUCUUCGCCGACCUCCCCCCACGACUCACGUCCCUAAUCACUCUGCAAAACAGUCAUCCGCUCCAAGACCUCUCCCACAUCGGCGAGGUUACCUUCCUGGCAGCCGGCCUCAAAGCCGCCGUUCUGAUAUCCUUCCCGGCUCUGGGAUAUACGGGCAACGAGGAGUUGGAGUGGCACGUGCGAAGUUGCAUAGCGCGAUACGUCAGUUGGGUGGUGAUGCCUGCGUUAUCUGAGCAUAAGGGGUCGGAUGCGGACCCGAAGUAUAAGUUGCUUGAAUGUUCCCGGCAUCUGCGAAGUCCGCAUACGGUGGAGUUGCAGGGAGCUUUCUUCGUGAUCAACCUACGGCAUCCGAAAGCUGCGGAGGUGUGCCGUCUGUUGGAGCAUGGGAAUCGGACUCGCCCACUGACGGAGCAAAACUUGGCGUUUAUUCUCGACUAUCCCGUUUCACUGCCGGAAUCCGACCCUAGGCCCGUUCCACUGGCUAUAGGGGAGGAAGGUGAAAGCACUGCUUGGGACGGGCAAGUCAUUCGCGAGGUGGCGUAUGUGGAGACGACGCAUGGGAAACCUUGGACGACGUAUGCAGCGGUGCCAGCCCUGCACGGCCCUCUUAUUGUGGAGCAUUUUCGACGAUAUCAGAAGGUCAUGGCGGAGGCAGGAGUGUCAUUGGGCAUGGUCACGCAUUGA
Molecule: messenger RNA, 816 nt
Organism: Fimicolochytrium jonesii
Lineage: Eukaryota; Fungi; Chytridiomycota; Chytridiomycetes; Spizellomycetales; Powellomycetaceae
Exons: 1
Coding region: 1-816 (271 amino acids)
Source: RefSeq, a predicted model, not a curated record